Biomphalaria glabrata is the source of this 944-nucleotide messenger RNA. Its product is annotated as sporozoite surface protein 2-like. Lineage: Eukaryota; Metazoa; Mollusca; Gastropoda; Planorbidae. The transcript has 2 exons. Bases 1 to 876 code for a protein of 291 amino acids. The record is from RefSeq and is a predicted model, not a curated record.
AUGAACUGUCGAAUAAAAACAAGCUACCGCCGUUUGUUGCAAAAUCGUUUUCAGAUAGUCAACAACAACAACAACAACAACAACAACUAUCAGUACAAAAGCAACCAGUACAGCAGUCAGCGCAGCAACCUGUACAACAACCUGUACAACAACCUUACAACAACAUGUGCAACAACCUGUUCAAAUCCGGAACAACAACAACUGCAACAGUCAAAUCCGGAACAACAACAACCGCAACCGUCAAAUCCGGAACAACAACAACCGCAACCGUCAAAUCCGGAACAACAACAACCGCAACCGUCAAAUCCGGAACAACAAUCGCAAACGUCAAAUCCGGAACAACAACAACCGCAAACGUCAAAUCCGGAACAACAACAACCGCAACCGUCAAAUCCGGAACAACAACAACCGCAACUGUCAAAUCCGGAACAACAACAACCGCAACCGUCAAAUCCGGAACAACAACAACCGCAACCGUCAAAUCCGGAACAACAACAACCGCAACCGUCAAAUCCGGAACAACAACAACCGCAACCAUCAAAUCCGGAACAACAACAAUUGCAAACGUCAAAUCCGGAACAACAACAACCGCGACAGCCAAAUCCGGAACAACAAAAACCGCAACCGUCAAAUCCGGAACAACAAAAAUCGCAACCGUCAAAUCCGGAACAACAACAACCGCAACCUUUCAAUCCGGAACAACAACAACCACAACUUUCAAAUCCGGAACAACAACAACCGCAACCAUCAAAUCCGGAACAACAACAACCGCGACCGUCAAAUCUGGAACAACAAAAACCGCAACCGUCAAAUCCGGAACAACAACAACCGCAACCGUCAAAUCUGGAACAACAACUAAUUUGCAUGGUAUACUAAGUACUUAACUGUAGCAGCCCUGAGCACCUGAAACAAACGGCCCCCCACGUGUUAGACCUCCUCAUAUC